CCAGUUUUUCAACAAAGGAUUGUUGUUAUCUCUCACACGUGCAGGUAACAGCAGCGGCAGCAGGAAAGGUGACAGUGGCAGCAGCAACAGCAGUAGUGGAAGCAGCAGCAGCGGUGGAAGCAGCAGCAGCGUUGGCGGCAACGGAAGCAGCAGACAUCCCACAUAUUAUCAGCAUCCACACGCCGCCUUCACGUGAGCUUGCAACGAUGCAUCCCUGAUUCGCUGCUGCACGGAGCAUUCAGUGCUUACACUGAGGGUGUGGAGCAGUUACAUUACUACCGCUCACUAAUGUGCGCAAAGGCUAGCAAUCUAAACUAGAGACUGCGCACGUGGACGACGAUCACUCGCAACCCGACAAGCAGCAUGAUGAUGGUGAACCUUGUCACAGUUGUUCUAGGAAUCAUAGUAUUCCUCCUUAUGCUCUGGUGGAUGACCUUUCCCAGGAAUCUUCCCCCGGGACCACGUGGACUACCGAUCCUGGGCUACCUUCCUUUCCUUGGAAAGCACCCGUAUCUAACACUGACCGAGUUGGGGAAGAGGUAUGGACCAGUGUUCACGGUAUGGCUGGGCCCAGUACCCGUCAUAGUACUGAAUAGCUACGAUGCUAUACGAGAGGCCUACGUACACCGCGGUGCCGAUUUCAUGGACAGAAAGUGCAACUUUGUCCAAGAACACCUGUUUGGGUGUGAAGUCACGAAACAAGGCUAUUUCUGCCACAAACUGGACCAGGGUCUAAUGGACGGUCUUCGCAUCGCUCGUCACGCACUAGGGGGCGCUGGGAUAGGCAGAGUGCCGAUUGAGCAGCAGAUCAGAGAGGUCUUGGACAAUCUCAUAGAGGAAUUUGUUCGCCAUGGGAAAGGGAAGCAAGCUUUCAAUCCCCGGGCGAACCUCAGUGCAGCUUGCUCUAGCAUCAGCUGUGCCGUACUCUUCAGCAAAAGGUACACUGUUGAUGUAAGCAUGGCGAUAGUAGAAGAGGCAAUAUGCAGAUGAUAAUCUCGUUGUGAUGAUAUGAUUGACAUGAAAAAACUGAGGUGACUAACAACUGUGUAAAUCACACUGCCAGUAACUGGUGGCGUCACCUCUUGGAGAAGGGUGGGAUCACUCAUUUAUCUGGUUGAGUGAAACUAUUUGAAAGACGUUGGGGGUAAUAUGUUAGGGAUUCUCGAUCUCAGAAUGGAUAUUCUUUGCCAACCGAAGAAAAACAGCAACUUAUCAGUACAUCGUCGUCAUUUUCUGAAAUAAAUUUAAUUCGGCAUUUAGUCUAACAGUAAAAUGUGUGCAUAUGAUGCAGGUUAAAAAUUGGAGACAAGUCUCUUCAGGAGAUAGAAGAUGGUACAGAAAUGAU
Molecule: messenger RNA, 1345 nt
Organism: Priapulus caudatus
Lineage: Eukaryota; Metazoa; Priapulida; Priapulimorpha; Priapulimorphida; Priapulidae
Product: cytochrome P450 2M1-like
Exons: 3
Coding region: 364-990 (208 amino acids)
Biological process (GO): xenobiotic metabolic process
Cellular component (GO): intracellular membrane-bounded organelle; cytoplasm
Molecular function (GO): iron ion binding; heme binding; oxidoreductase activity, acting on paired donors, with incorporation or reduction of molecular oxygen, reduced flavin or flavoprotein as one donor, and incorporation of one atom of oxygen
Source: RefSeq, a predicted model, not a curated record